AUGAUAAAAUUCAUACUAAAUUGCCUUCUGCUUGUACCUAUACUCCUUAUCUUCAUCUUAGAAUCUUUCGUGAAGCUUUUUAUUCCUAAGAAGAGGAAAUCAGUCGUUGGAGAAAUCGUACUGAUUACUGGAGCUGGACAUGGAAUUGGGAGACUGACCGCCUAUGAAUUUGCCAAACUUCAAACCAAACUCGUCCUGUGGGAUAUAAAUAAGAAUGGAAUUGAGGAAACAGCUGCAGAAUGCAGGAGACUGGGGGCCAAGACACAUGUCUUUGUAGUUGACUGCAGUAACCGAGAAGAUAUUUAUAGCACUGCUAAAAAGGUAAAGACAGAGGUUGGAGAUGUGAGUAUCUUAAUAAAUAAUGCUGGUGUAGUCUUCACAUCAGAUUUGAUGGCCACAGAGGACCUUCAUAUUGAAAAGACUUUUGAAGUCAAUGUACUUGCUCAUUUUUGGACUACAAAGACGUUUCUUCCUGCAAUGAUGAAGAAUAAUCAUGGUCAUAUUGUCACAGUGGCUUCGGCAGCUGGUCAUACUGUGGUCCCCUACUUGAUGGCUUAUUGUUCAAGUAAGUUUGCUGCUGUUGGAUUUCAUAGAGCUCUAACUGAAGAACUGGCUGCCCUAAGAAGAACUGGCGUCAAAACAACAUGUCUCUGCCCCAACUUCAUAAACACUGGCUUCAUCAAAAAUCCAAGGACAAGCUUGGGACCCACUCUAGAACCCAAGGAAGUAGUAGAAAAGCUGAUGCAUGGGAUCCUGACUGAGCAGAAGAUGAUUUUUGUUCCAUUCUCUGUAUGCAUCUUAACAAUAGUGGAAAGGAUCUUUCCUGAGCGUUUCCUGAGACUUUUAAGACGAAAGAUCAAUGUUAAGUUUGAUGCAGUUGUUGGAUACAAAGUUAAGGAACAAUAA
Molecule: messenger RNA, 906 nt
Organism: Chrysochloris asiatica (Cape golden mole)
Lineage: Eukaryota; Metazoa; Chordata; Mammalia; Afrosoricida; Chrysochloridae
Gene: HSD17B11
Product: hydroxysteroid (17-beta) dehydrogenase 11
Exons: 7
Coding region: 1-906 (301 amino acids)
Cellular component (GO): lipid droplet
Molecular function (GO): oxidoreductase activity, acting on the CH-OH group of donors, NAD or NADP as acceptor
Source: RefSeq, a predicted model, not a curated record